Molecule: messenger RNA, 1629 nt
Organism: Verticillium nonalfalfae
Lineage: Eukaryota; Fungi; Ascomycota; Sordariomycetes; Glomerellales; Plectosphaerellaceae
Exons: 3
Coding region: 1-1629 (542 amino acids)
Biological process (GO): transmembrane transport; carbohydrate transport
Cellular component (GO): membrane
Molecular function (GO): carbohydrate:proton symporter activity
Source: RefSeq, a predicted model, not a curated record
AUGGGUAUCCUCACUCUCAAGGAAGACAGGCCGACGCCUAAGGCCGUCUACAACUGGCGCGUCUACAUGUGCGCCUCGGUCGCGUCGUUCGCCGCGUGCAUGAUCGGCUACGAUUCUGCCUUCAUCGGCGGCACCAUCGCCCUGAAGUCUUUCCAGGAAGAGUUCAACUUUGCCCAGUACAGCGACAGCGCUCUUGCUCUGACGCGCGCCAACAUUGUCUCCGUCUACCAGGCGGGCGCCUUCUUCGGCUCCCUCAGCGCCUAUGUCUCGUCCUACUUCCUCGGUCGCCGCAAGUCUCUCCUCCUCUUCGCCCUCAUCUUCACCGUCGGCGCCGGCAUGAUGUGCGGCGCCAACGGUGAUCGCGGUCUCGGUCUCAUCAUCGGCGGCAGAGUUCUCGCCGGUUUCGGCGUUGGUGGAUGCUCCAACAUGACACCCAUUUACAUUUCUGAACUUUCUCCACCAGCCAUCCGUGGCCGGCUGGUCGGCAUUUACGAGCUUGGAUGGCAGAUGGGUGGUCUCGUCGGUUUCUGGAUCAACUAUGGCGUCGACUCUACCAUGACCCCCGGCCACUCUCAGUGGCUGACGCCUAUCGCUGUCCAGCUGAUCCCCGCCGGUAUGCUGCUUGUUGGCGCCGUCUUCAUCCCCGAGUCGCCUCGUUGGUUGUUCUCCAAGGGAAAGAAUGAGCAGGGCCUCAAGAUUCUUUGCUGGAUUCGUAACCUCGAGCCUACCGACAUCUACAUUCAGGAGGAGAUGUCCUACAUCAACGAGGACGUCGAGAGGUACCGCCGCGAGGUCGGUGCCGGUUUCUGGAAGCCCUUCGGCGCGCUCAAGCAGAAGAAGAUCCAGUGGCGUUUCUUCCUUGGUGGCAUGCUGUUCCUCUGGCAAAACGGCUCCGGUAUCAACGCCGUCAACUACUACUCGCCCACCGUCUUCCGCUCUCUCGGCAUCCGCGGCACCAACACCGGUCUUCUCACCACCGGUAUCUUCGGUGUUGUUAAGACGGUGCUUACUUUCGUCUGGAUUCUGUGGAUGAUCGACCACAUUGGCCGCCGCAACCUGCUCAUGAUCGGUGCCAUUGGUGGUUCCAUUUGCAUGUGGAUCAUUGGCGGCUACAUUAAGAUCGCCGAGCCCCAGAACGCCGACGAGAACGCGGCCCUGACGCCCGGCGGCAUCGCCGCCAUCUUCUUCUUCUACCUCUGGACCGCCUUCUACACCCCUUCCUGGAACGGCACGCCCUGGGUUCUCAACUCGGAGAUCUACGACAACAACACCCGUUCCCUCGGCCAGGCCUGGGCCGCCGCCAACAACUGGCUGUGGAACUUCAUCAUCUCGCGCUUCACCCCGCAAAUGUUCAACUCGUGGGGUUACGGCGUUUACUUCUUCUUCGCCUCCCUCAUGAUCCUCUCCGUCCUCUUCGUCUUCUUCCUCAUCCCCGAGACCAAGUCUAUCCCUCUUGAGGUCAUGGACAGGCUGUUCGUCACGAAGCCCGUGUGGCGCGCCAACCAGAUUAUCAUGGCCGAGCUGGCCUCUGAUGAGGGCGGCCUCCGUGCUAACGCUGAGGGAAACGUGAUGGAGAAGGGAUCGCAGGAGGGCGAGGUUGACCAGUACGAGAGGAAGCAGGACCUGUAG